Messenger RNA from Serpula lacrymans var. lacrymans S7.9, 1904 nucleotides. RefSeq lists its product as uncharacterized. The record is from RefSeq and is a predicted model, not a curated record. The transcript has 13 exons. NCBI's taxonomy places the organism in Eukaryota, Fungi, Basidiomycota, Agaricomycetes, Boletales, Serpulaceae. Gene Ontology annotation, molecular function: oxidoreductase activity, acting on NAD(P)H as acceptor. Bases 852 to 1763 code for a protein of 303 amino acids.
GUCCCGGACAUCCUGCAGUACUCGGACUCUGUACUUGCAUCAGAAGGCAGAAAUAUGGAUAACGCAGAAUUUCAUGCAGCAAUAGGUGUAUCACGUCGUGAGGCAAAUCCCUGUCCAGAAAGUCACUAGCUAUGGUCACAUCGCGAAGCUCGUCGGAAUGCCGAGGCAUUCGCGACACGUUGGUCAAGCCCUCAAAUUUCUCUCCCCAGAUACCACGCCACCUGUUCCCUGGUACAGGGUAGUAUCCUCCGCAGGCACCAUAUCCUCACGUGGACCUGGCACAAAUGGCGCUCAAAUCCAACGAGAUGCUCUAGAGGCAGAGGGUGUGGAAGUCACGGAUGGGCGUACAGGAGAUUUGAGGGUGAAUUUCGUGACUUGGGGUUGGUUUCCAGCCGUCGGAACAAUCGAUCUUGAUGGACAUCAGCCAGCAGGAGAGCAGCUCGAGGCUGACCCAGAGUAGUUGCUACAGGAUGCGCCUUGAUUCAUUGUAUGAGUAUAGUCCGAGGCUGCCUAGCUUUUUGCAAUACAGUCUCAUAAUAGUCAUGUAUGACGUUCAUGGGUGCUCGCGACAUUUAUGAUCUAAGUUUCGUCUUCCACGAAUUCCUAUUUCCCCACGACCGAGUUAUCCUGCACAAUGUCUCUUUCCAGGGAGUGGCGUAAUUCGUGGCCAAUAGUGGUCGACUAAUUAGGAUAGCAGAUAAGAUAAGAUAAAUCUGCUAUUGGUGGCUAUUCAUAACUCGAACCCAUGGAUUCCUGUGAACACCACUCGACUUCGUUAGUCCUCAGCUCUCACCAGUUCUAUCUGCUACACAGACCUCAUUUCUCUCCCAUUUACCUCGAACUCUGCCAAUAUGCCUUGGGAUCUUAUCAAAUUAAACUCUGGUUAUUCCAUACCAAGCAUUGCAUUUGGCACCUGGACAUUAGGAAAUGGCCAAGGCCCAAUUGACCAGGUUGAGCAAGCGCUGGACACAGGUUUCAACCAUAUCGACACCGCUCAGAGUUAUCGGAACGAAGGAGAAGCGGGGACCGCCCUUCACGAGAGUGGCCUUGCACGUUCUGAUGUGUUUAUCACCACGAAGUACUCAGGGACCGAUGGACUGGGCAUUGCUACUUCCAUCCAAAACAGCAUCAAUAAUCUUGGGGUAUCCUAUGUAGACCUUUACCUAAUACAUUCUCCCCGUCUGGCUGUACCGGAUAUCCCCACUGCCUGGGAACAAAUGGAAAAGGUACAGAAAGACGGCUUGGCAAGGAGCAUCGGCGUUAGUAACUUUGGUGUCAGCGAACUGGAAACGCUGCUUGCUUCAGCCAGCAUCAAGCCUGCUGUCAACCAGAUCCUGUUCCACCCCUAUGUCUACCAGCAGCAGCUUCCUAUCUUGGAGUAUGCUGCAAAGAACAAUAUUAUCAUUGAGGCAUAUAGCGCUCUCAUCCCUGUUACCAGACAACCUGGUGGGCCUCUAGAUAAACCUCUGAGCGAGCUAGCCUCGAAAUUUGGGGCAACGCCAGACCAAGUUCUCUUGGCAUGGGUGAAAGCUAAGGGAGCUGUUGCUGUCACAACGAGUUCCAAAAAGGCCCGCCUGCAAGGAUAUCUCGCCGCUGGUGACAUCAGUCUCUCUGAAGAAGACAUUGCCGCUAUUGACGCUGCAGGUGCUCGGGGCGAAAAGCAGACUAAUGCUAAGAUCACGCUCAGAAAGCUGGCUAUCGUCGCUCUAGUCGGAGCAGCUGUUCUGGGCGGCUGCAGCUACUUUAAUGUCAAUAUCAUCUGAAGUUUUACAAUCCGCAUGGGACAGAUGAUCUCGAUUCGUGACAAUUCAUUCCUUACCCGAGUCCUAUAAUGCUCAUUACAAUGUAUGCUAUGUAUAUUGUUCUUAUGGAUUCUGCCGAGUGUCACUUUGUCAAGUUUUCAA